UCACAGCACUACGUGGGAGUGGCGAAAAGCAGAAUCCUCUGGCCUCCCUGUGGCCCAGACUGCCAACAGACUUGUUCCUGUCCCUCCCUGGUCUGGGUCCGGACUCGCCUGCCCUUCCCCGUGACCUCCAGCCUCUGAGCUCCCAGCUCCCCAUGGCGGCCGCGACGCUGAGCCUGGAGCCCGCGGGCCGCAGCUGCUGGGACGAGCCGCUGAGCAUCGCCGUGAGCGGCCUGGCCCCCGAGCAGCCCGUCACGCUGCGCGCCGCCCUGCGCGACGAGAAAGGCGCGCGCUUCCGCGCCCACGCGCGCUACCGCGCCGACGCCCACGGCCGCCUGGACCUGGCGCGCGCGCCCGCGCUGGGCGGCAGCUUCGCGGGGCUCGAGCCCAUGGGGCUGCUCUGGGCCCUGGAGCCCGAGCGGCCUUUCUGGCGCCUGGUCAAGCGCGACGUGCGGACGCCCUUCGUGGUGGAGCUGGAGGUGCUGGACGGCCACGAGCCCGACGGCGGGCGGCUGCUGGCGCGGGCGGUGCACGAGCGUCACUUCAGCCCCGGGGUGCGGCGCGUGCCCGUGCGCGAGGGCCGUGUGCGCGCCACGCUCUUCCUGCCCCCAGGAGAAGGACCCUUUCCAGGGAUCAUCGAUGUCUACGGUGUUGGAGGGGGCCUGUUGGAAUACCGAGCCAGCCUUAUGGCUGGCCAUGGCUUUGCUAUGUUGGCUCUGGCUUUUUAUGACUUUGACGAUCUCCCGAAGGAUUUCAACAUCAUAGAAGUGGACUACUUUGAAGAAGCGGUGUGCUACAUGCUUCAGCACCCCCAGGUAAAGGGCCCAGACAUUGGGCUUCUGGGUCUUUCCCUGGGAGCUGAUAUUUGCCUCUCCAUGGCUUCAUUCUUGGAGAAUGUCUCAGCCACAGUUUCCAUCAACGGCUCUGCGUUCAGUGCAAACAGACACAUACACUACAAGCAGACUAUGAUCCCACCAUUGGGCCAUGACCUGAGGAGAGCGAAGGUUGCUUUCUCUGGCAUUCUGGACAUUGUGGAUAUACGGAAUGACAUUGUAGGAGGCUGUGAGAACCCCAGUAUGAUUCCAAUAGAGAAGGCCAAGGGGCCCAUCCUCUUCAUUGCUGGUCAGGACGAUCACUGCUGGAGGAGUGAGGUGUACACCCAGAUAGCCUCGGAACGGUUACAGGCUCAUGGAAAGGACAGGCCCCGGGUGAUCUCUUACCCUGGGGCUGGGCAUUACAUUGAGCCUCCCUACUUUCCCAUGUGCCCAGCUUCUCUGCACAAAAUAGUGAACAAACCUGUGAUUUGGGGAGGGGAGGUCAGGGCUCACUCUAAAGCCCAGGUAGAUGCAUGGAAGCAAAUUCUGUCCUUCUUUGGCAAACACCUGGACAAUACCCAGGGCAGAGCUUUCUCUAGAUUGUAGUGCAUUUGCUUGUCGCUGACAUGGUAGAUUCAAGGUCAAAUUUUGAUGUUCAUUAACUUUGUGUGGAUCAUUGUUUCUGCUGGAUGCCAUUAAAUUCAUCCUUGGGACAUUA
This is a messenger RNA of Peromyscus leucopus (white-footed mouse), 1530 nucleotides long. Its product is annotated as peroxisomal succinyl-coenzyme A thioesterase. Gene Ontology annotation, cellular component: peroxisome. Gene Ontology annotation, biological process: fatty acid metabolic process; acyl-CoA metabolic process. Gene Ontology annotation, molecular function: fatty acyl-CoA hydrolase activity. The record is from RefSeq and is a predicted model, not a curated record. Lineage: Eukaryota; Metazoa; Chordata; Mammalia; Rodentia; Cricetidae.